Gamsiella multidivaricata is the source of this 809-nucleotide messenger RNA. RefSeq lists its product as uncharacterized. Bases 217 to 651 code for a protein of 144 amino acids. Lineage: Eukaryota; Fungi; Mortierellomycota; Mortierellomycetes; Mortierellales; Mortierellaceae. The record is from RefSeq and is a predicted model, not a curated record. The transcript has 2 exons.
UGCUAAUGGAUCGCGUCAACAGGAACCUCCACGUUCGGAAACAACGUUUCCCCGCCAUCAGCAAACUGUUGAGGAAGGCCUCCGGAGGCGCGUCAAGCAUUUGCACAGCACCUCAGAACAAAGGGAUGGACGAUCAUCGAAUGCUCGACCGAUACUGAUUUAAAGAUAGCCUACGGCUGCGAACCCUAUGAUGUGGUCAUAUCCGGCGACAGCGACAUGCUUAUUUACAAGAACGUCCGGACAAUUUGGCGACCAAUUUCAAGACGUCGGUUUCUGGUUUAUGAUAUUCCAGAAGUCCUUGCCGCCUUGGGCAUCAUCAGAGACCAGUUGACAGUGCUUGAUCUGGUGUCGCACAACGAUUACAAUCGCAACAUCUAUGGUCUAGGGCGCGCAACCGACUUUAGUAUCAUCAAAGAGCUGGAUGGUGGUGAUACCAUGUCAAUGACAACGAAAUACUUGGCCGAUACCCGCGUCGUUCUCAAGAACACAGAGAGCCAGCUCAACGCAGGGGGAACGGAAGGGGCGCGCGGAAAAAUGUCCAGUUUCUUUGUGUGCUCGCCUUGCUCAAACGUUGUUGCCUUCUCGAUGACAUCAUUAGGGCCAGGUUUACAACUUUCGCGAUUGGUCGGUAGACACAUCCCGCUUUCUUGAAUCAGCUGUUCGCCAUUCAUCCUCAUGCCGCUUCUGAAGUCGUACUUGAAUCGAGAUCUGUCUUCCCGCGACAGAGCUGCGCUGAAUGACAUUAUUGCUCAAGGAAUAAAGACAGGUGCCAACAUUUUCAAGACCUUCCCUAUUGCUCACUCACGUAG